Suncus etruscus (white-toothed pygmy shrew) is the source of this 2016-nucleotide messenger RNA. It is a transcript of the gene FAM178B, whose product is annotated as family with sequence similarity 178 member B. NCBI's taxonomy places the organism in Eukaryota, Metazoa, Chordata, Mammalia, Eulipotyphla, Soricidae. The record is from RefSeq and is a predicted model, not a curated record.
AUGGCCAGAGGCUCUCAGGCCACCUCAGCUGUGCCCAUUCUCCUGCUCCAUCUGAAGAGCUUUUAUGAUCAUCCCCUAUACCAGGGGCUCAUCCAGCCCAAACAGCGCCUCUGCAGCCCCACCUCAGUUCUAAUACCCAAACUGCCUAACAAGCCCAAGAUGCAAGCCAUAGAAGAUAUGUUUCCCAAUGACUGGAAUCCACCACCUAUCAAGUUCCUGAACCCAUGGGCACCACUGGUCAGCAGGGGUGACCCAGCCCUGGGUGACCCACCCCGGGAAUUCACCCUAGGGAGCUCGAACAGCUACAUCAAUAGCUUAGAUUACUUAUUGCAGGAGAAGAAAUGAGUAUGAAAAAGGUUGUUGGAACAAGAGCAAGAAAAGAUGCUCCUGCAAGAGUGUCCUGAUAUCAACUCCCUGGAUCUCAAAGAAGAAGAGGUGCUGCUCACAGCCGAGCACAGAUAAAGAGCUGAGUUAGGUGGAUUGCUGCUGGAGAGGUUCUCUACGUCACUGCAAGCCAUCCCAACAGUACAUCCAGGCAAGACAAUGUUUCUGUCCAGGUAGUACCCUCCGCCUUGCAUCCUUGACUAUGCGCACCUAAAGUCCCAGAACCAAUUGGAAGGGGUGUUCUUCAGAUCCAUGCUGACCCAGCAGCUGUCCUUCCUGUGCAUUGGCUUUCUGAGUACCAUUUACCUGGACCUACCCCACUGCCCACUGCCCCUGCUACAGUGGUUGUUGCAGCUGCUUACAUGGCCUCUAGAAAUUUCUUCAAGAGCCUUCACCCUGCUGUGGAAUUUCAUUGUAGAUGGGCUCUUCUGUCAGUCUGAGGAAGAGUUGUACCUGUGGUACCCUUUGCUUCAGGAGAUCACGAAGGUAUUUCAUAGCCUGGAUGCCUACAAUGUCCAUCUUUUUCCCCAGGAACCCAGAGUAGGUGUCUAUUUCCAGACACCACCAGACCCUGAUCCUGCCUCUCACAUAAUCCUGACCCUUUGUGCCUUUGCCCAGCCAGAGGCCUACUCUGACAGUUACCUCCUGGGCCUGAUUGAACUGCUGUACCAUGUCAGUCUGGACAUGGGACUUUGCCUGCUGCCCAAUACAGAUCUCCAGCAGCUCAUGUUCGUGCUCCUACAAAACAUUCAGGAAUGGCCAGGCAAGAUCAGGCAGCUGUGCUGGGCACUGAGCUCUGUGUCAGAUCACCACCAUAACCUGCUGGCUCGUGUGUAGUUCUUCCUAGAUGUAACUUUCUGUAGCAGGCAGCUGUGCAGCCAGCUUAGUCUCCUGAUCAUUGCCCGGAUGCUGGACCAGCAAGACAUACUUCCUUUCUGGCAAGAGAAGACUCAGCUAUCCUUGGUCAGCCGGCUUCUCAGUCUCAUGAGGCCUUCAUCUCUCAGACAGCACCUGGGUGCUAAGUCUGUGCUAUCCUGCUAAGAACCGCAUCCCAAAGCCAACGUUGAGCUGGACCACAAGGCCUGCUACCUGUGCCACAGCCUGCUGACACUGGCCAGAGUGGUAGUCAGCUGCCAGGAUAACACUGAUGAACAGUGGGAUGAGCUGCAGCUGCUGUGCAUGCAGCUUGACCACCGUAUCAGCACCCACACCCGGGAGAACCCCCAGGCCAUGCAUCGCACGGAACUCAAGGAUCUACAUCUGCUGGCAGGAGCUGUUGGCACUCUGCCAGACUUAGGUGAUGCCCCCACGCCUGGGGGAGGGAAAAUUGCUGCCCAGAGCUUGCUGCCCCUACCCCAGCACUGUGCCUCCCUGACAGUUAACCUGCAGGCAGAGCAUCAAUCUUCAGCCCCUGGGAAAAGUCCGAGGGAUAUCCUGAUUGAGGCCCCUGGAAACGCAGCAUCCGGGGCUGUGAUGACGGAUGUUUUCCUGCUUCCUUGUGGGGGGGGGGGCAGGAAGGGAAGGGCUGCUCAGGUGGACGCCUUCGAUAACUCACCCCAGGAGGAAGCAGGGGACAGCCUUUUCCUAUGUCCCCGCUCACCCCUACAAGACCUACAGACCCAUGAAGGGUGA